Molecule: messenger RNA, 2538 nt
Organism: Aspergillus calidoustus
Lineage: Eukaryota; Fungi; Ascomycota; Eurotiomycetes; Eurotiales; Aspergillaceae
Source: the annotation of a GenBank genome assembly
AUGCCGCCGCCCGGCUCCAGCUCAGAGAGACAGCGGGCACAGCUGACGAUCCCGACAGUCCCCAAGUUUCCGUUCUCGUCGCCCAUCACAGAGGAAAUCGCGAGCCCUACCUCGUCGUCUUCGGAGGAACGAGAGAUGGAACGGAAUCGGCCGUUCGAGUUCCUCGUUAAGAUGUCGACGCGGAAUGCCCCCGUACACAAGGCCGUUCCUUCUGGACGGAGUCGAGAGGUUGAGCGCGAGGUCUCGUAUACUGCCGAGGAACGAGGAGGAAGCAGCACCAGCAGUUUGAGCUCGUUUACGGCGCGAAAGAACCUGGAGCGGCCCGUGGGGUUGAAUCUGGAUAUCCCCAAUUCGACAUCUCAGCCGAGGAAUGAGGGGACGGGUGCGUUUGUGGACUUGAAUGAUCUCAAGGUGCUGUCGAGGGUGCGGGAGGACGAGAGGACUGCACAGAAGGUCAAGGGGAUUCUGAAGAAGGGCGAGACGCGAGGGUUCCAGAGACUACCAGAUGACUCUUCAGAGUCCAUAUCACGCAAAAAGAGAGCCUCGCUGCUUGAUCCGCUCCCCAAUAGCCCCAAGAAACGAAGCAGAGACGACGGAGUCUCGCCAACAGACCGUCCGAUUGUCAUCGGCUACUCUGUCCCCUUCGACUCGCCCGAAUUCCAAGACGAGAGAUCAAAGGAGCUUGACAGUGCAGGUACACUGCAGACUCCGCUCACCCCUUCUAUAAUGGUUACCCCCGCGAAAGAAGACAGCUUCUGGCUGCACCUAAGCCCAGAACACACUCGACCCCGAGCGACAUCGAGCGUCUAUUCCCAGCCCUCCCCAUACCUUGGAUAUGUACAAUCCAAUGUACCCCCGGUCCCAGCCCUUCCCGCGCUGUAUUCUACUGGGACCGAGGGUAAGACCUCCGAGUCGCGCAUUGACUCGGUUCGAAAACGACGUUCAUUCUCCACCGGUGCGUUGAAUGAGAAAGAAAUCUAUGAGGACAACGCCCUGCCGGCAGGGCGUUUUCGGUCUCACUCGAAUGAAAAGAUUCUCAACCGGCCUUCUGACAGACUGACUAUCAACACGACACUGAAUGCACGCGCUUCGACUGGGUGGUGGAAUUACAUUUUAUCCCCUCUGCUCAGUCGCACGAGCACACUACUCAGUCGUAUGACGCCUACGACGGAAACCAGACCCCCUCUUCCCGCCAUCGCAACGCACUCAGCUGGCUUGAGUAGCAACGACGAAUGGUGGGAAGAAAAGGAGAGAUCGUACUUCUCCCCCGAUACACCAGAAGCAACAGAAGCUGCUCGCAGGCUUUCCAGCUGGCAUAAUGCGAACAGUGCCAACCCAUUCGCCGACUUCGAUUGGAGUAUCGAGGAGCAUGCACCGGGUAGCAGCAUUAGCCCCAAGGACAAAGAUAUCAAGGACAGAGGAGUCGCCUCGAUGAUGUUCUCAGGACAGCGAAUCGAGGGCGCGGCGGCGGAGUACUACCAAGCGUGCGCACACGAACUCUUCAGCAGAACACCGUACUUUGAAUGCAUCAACCACGUCUGCUCGAUUACCCCGAAGGACAAGAUACCCGCCGCGGCCGCCGUCGCUACUACUAGUCCAACAUUACAGAGUACACACGGGGACAGCAGGGGGCUUCUCAUCGAUAUCGAUGUCGACGACAUGCCCCGAUCCCGAUCCAGUGAUCUUGACUCGCCGAAAUCAGGAAUCACGUCAAUAAACUCGAGUCCGUCGGAUGAUGCGAGCGUGCGUAUGUCCAGGGAGCUGAGAAGGUCAUCAUUCAAAAGCUCAAGGGCAGAACUUAACGAAAGGAUUUCUAGAACCCUGACCUCGAAGAUCGGCUCGCCUGGCCUUGUGUCUGAGAGCCCUUCUGUGGCGAUUGACUCGUCAGCGCCGCAGAACGAAGGCCAGUCCACAAAUCCGUUUCUGCAAGAAUCGAGGGAAGUUCCCUCAUCUGCUCCUACGCCUACGCCUGCUCCUGCGGAUACAACUCACCAACCCCAACCGCCCGCAGCUUGUCCUCCUGCGAAUAUCCAUAUCGAGAGUGCACCCGCUCCGCCGCCAGCGAAUAUCCAUAUCCAGGCUCCGGCUGCUCAGCCGGCUCCGAAUAUCUAUUUUCAACCACCUGCACCUGCUGCGCCUGCAGCACCUCCAGCUCCUGAAAACACGAAUCCCUUUGAAGUACCAGCGCCAGUACCACUACCAGAACCGGCGCCCUUGUCUCGUGCCGCUCCAAUCAUGCCCGAAGCACCUACGGCCGCACCCGCACCAGCCGCUCGUGCAGCUCCACCUCCCAUCGCAAUGCCCUCUGUCGACCAGAUCCCGCCUCCAAGUUAUGGCGUACAGCCACCUUCACCGUACCCACGGUCUCCGGAAAGUCUGCAAGAAAGCGGCGGGAUACGACUUACCAAUAUGCCUGCUGGACCGGCGCCUGCCUAUACACCGCGCGAGAAUGUCGGAUUACCGGCUAGUCCAAGGCCUGGAGUCGUCGCAUGGGAUCCGGUGCCCUGUUCACGAACGAAGAUACAGCACACCUCGUGA